This is a messenger RNA of Clupea harengus (Atlantic herring), 2904 nucleotides long. RefSeq names its product gamma-aminobutyric acid type A receptor subunit alpha5 (gene gabra5). The record is from RefSeq and is a predicted model, not a curated record. Gene Ontology annotation, biological process: monoatomic ion transmembrane transport. Lineage: Eukaryota; Metazoa; Chordata; Actinopteri; Clupeiformes; Clupeidae. Gene Ontology annotation, molecular function: extracellular ligand-gated monoatomic ion channel activity; GABA-A receptor activity. Gene Ontology annotation, cellular component: membrane.
CACUUGAAACUAGUUUUGAUUUCGAGAUAUUAUUUUCUUUCUUUAUUAAAAAUACGUGAUCUGUCUCAUCGGUCUCUUAUUUAUCCUCUGAUGGUUUGCUGAUCCAAAGAAGAGCUGUUCUGAGUGACAUCACAUUCAUUCUUUCUGCUAUCGCUUUUCUGGGUACGUCAAAUAGCAUUCAUUUCAUAAAUGAAUGUAGUGUAUGAUAGGCAGCCAUGCCAACUCAUUUUAAAUAGCUCCAUCGGACAUAUUAAAGAACAUUUUCAAUAAACGCACCAUGUAACGCAUAAACACUGCGAAUCGUGUUGAAAACGUGAGUUCAUAAUGCACUCUCAAAUGCGCUCAUAUUCGUACGGGAAAAAAUAGGUUUAGAGUUCCCUCUGAUGGCAGUCCUCAUAACUACGCGUCUCGGAGGUUCCUUUACAAAGCACAGAGACCAUCAGUGCUUUUGACCCUUUCUCAGAAAGAAAAUCAAAACUUAUAAACAGCUAAAGGUUAACACAAGCGGGCUAGACAAUUUCCAUACUAUUUCCUGGUCGGGUGUUGGAGCGAGGGCAUACUCCGUUUGGAAAAUUACUCUUUGAAACAGAAGCUCUUGUUCUGUAGGAGUUGAGGUUUUUAUAAUACGUCGUGACGUUCAGUUGUCCUUUCCAUGUUCCUUGAGCCGCUCUUACCAAAAAAUAAAAAAGGCAAAAGGCUUACAAAGCAGUUAUUUUAUUAUUAUAUUCUCAUCAAACCAUGGACAGCAACCCACCGGUGUUCAAAGCAGCUGAAGGCUGAUGACAUUUCGUAACUGAAGGAGAGAAAGAUUUGCCAAGAAUGGGCUAUGGAAUACGCCGCAGGUACACAAUGAGAAGUCUGUGGGUCGGUGCUGUGCUUGGUUGCCUCCUAUGCCGUCUGAGUUUUUCUCAGACAGUAACAACAGCAACACCCAAGGAAGCAGAACUGAAUGAUAACAUUACUAUAUUCACCCGAAUAUUAGACGGGUUGUUGGACGGCUACGACAACAGACUUCGUCCUGGAUUGGGAGAGAUGGUUACUGAGAUCAAGACCAAUAUUUUUGUCACAAGCUUCGGUCCAGUGUCUGACACCGAGAUGGAGUACACCAUAGACGUGUUUUUCCGGCAAAGCUGGAAGGACGAGCGUUUACGCUUCAAAGGGCCCAUGGACACUCUGCCUCUCAACAACCUGCUGGCCAGCAACAUCUGGACGCCCGACACCUUCUUCCUGAACGGGAAGAAGUCUGUUGCCCACAACAUGACCACCCCAAACAAACUGCUGCGCUUAAAGGAGGACGGUACCCUGCUGUACACCAUGAGGUUGACCAUAGCAGCAGAGUGCCCUAUGCAGUUGGAGGAUUUCCCUAUGGAUGCCCACGCCUGUCCGCUAAAGUUUGGAAGCUAUGCCUACCCGGUGUCAGAAGUGGUCUACUCAUGGACGAGCGGUGCUGCCUCAUCUGUGGUGGUGGCAGAGGACGGCUCGCGGCUCAACCAGUACCAUCUGAUCGGACAGACGGCUGGCACUGAGGACAUCUCCACCAGCCGAGGUCAAUACACAGUGAUGAUGGCUCAUUUCUACCUGAAGCGGAAGAUUGGCUACUUCGUGAUCCAGACCUACAUGCCUUGCUUCAUGACCGUCAUCCUGUCCCAGGUGUCCUUCUGGCUGAACCGAGAGUCCGUGCCCGCCAGGACCGUCUUUGGUGUGACAACGGUGCUGACUAUGACCACGCUCAGCAUCAGUGCCCGCAACUCACUGCCCAAAGUGGCCUACGCCACCGCCAUGGAUUGGUUCAUCGCCGUGUGCUACGCCUUCGUCUUCUCCGCGCUCAUCGAGUUCGCCACCGUCAACUACUUCACCAAGAGGAGCUGGGCAUGGGAUGGCAAGAAGGCUAUGGAGGCUCAGCAGCCUAAGAGAAAGGAUCCCUUGGCGCUCUCCAAGAAGCCCAACAAUGCCUGCUCGGCCGGCGUAAACUACACUCCAAACAUCACCAAGGAUACGGCCAUCGCGACCAUUUCCAACAGCACGGCCGUGCAGCUGAAAAGCGGCGAGACAAAGGCUGCCAUCGACCCUAAAAAGACUUACAACAGCGUCAGCAAGAUUGACAAGAUGUCCCGGAUAGUGUUUCCUGUUCUUUUCGGGACGUUCAACCUGGUCUACUGGGCAACCUACCUUAACAGGGAGCCGGUGAUCAAAGGGGCAGUGUCUCCUACAUAAAAAAAAGCCUCUGGAACUAUCACUACCUAUCUUCUGUGUUUUCCUCACAGCCGUAUUGUCCACUGACUGGACCUCUGUGUGAUAUGACGGCAGGCACUCAUUCACUGUCCUCUGUACUCUUUUUUUUCCAGUCACAUGGAGCUAUCCUCUAUUGCCAUUUUUUUCUCCUUUUCAUACAUUGCAUGAUCAAAGCUCUGUGGGAAUACUGUUCUGAUACCUGCCUUGACUUUCUACUAUAUAUUUGCUCUUAUACUAGGAUUCCUUAGAGGAUUUUCAACAAGUGUACUCAACAAGGCGGUCAGUUUUCUUAUGGAAAGAUUCCAUCCACUUUCAAGCCAACUAAACUAAACUAAACUAAACUAAAACGUCACUGCAUAGCGUUUGGCAUCCACAUUUUUGCCCAUUACACCUGAAACCAAGGUUAGUGUUUAAACGUCCAGCACGGCCAAAUGCUAUGCAAAAACCUCUCUUUUCUACUAUAUGGUCUCAGCUAACUGCUUGUUAUCGUUCUCUCUUGCUUUGUAUGAAGGGGGCAUCAAGCCUGUAGCCGACUUCCGACUGGACUCGGGCCACAUCCAGCCCAGAGCCAGCGGUUACUGGUGCUGCCCGUAAGGAAAAUGUCUGUAAAAACAUAUAGGAAUCACACUUGUCAUGUACAAUACUUGCAUGAUAAAUCUGUGGUAAGGAGCU